UGCUGGUGUGCGGGUCGCCGUGGGAAGAGAGGCGCGGAAUAAAAGGGAAGCAAUGCAGAAAUCAGAGUGCCAUGGAGUUGUACAGUUGAGAAACAGAAAGGCAGGUAGCUGUGAUCAAAGGACAUCAUCAAGCAUACAAAUAAAACAUAGGACUACAGUUCAACAAAGCAACUCCUCAUCUUUAACCAGUUCUCCAGAGACUGCAAGAAAAGUUCAUCCUCGACCAAGUGAUAAACUUAACCCUAAGACCAUUAACCCAGUAGCUAGUGACAAAAGGCAUAUGGUAAUCAUGAUGAAGAAUGGAAAUGAUACAUGUAAUUCCAGCUUCCUUCAAGCCUCCCGAAACAAGUUUGGUGAACAAUCACGAGCUCCUUCUGCAUUUGCAGCCAUUUACUCUAAGGGAGGGAUUCCUUGCAGAUUGGUCCAUGGUUCAGUGAAGCACAGAUUACAGUGGGAAUGUCCUCCUGAAAAUCUUCCAUUUGAUCCUCUUCUUAUUACUUUAGCUGAGGGUUUGAGGGAGACUAAACAUCCGUACACCUUUGUGUCAAAGGAGGGUUUUAGAGAAUUGCUGUUGGUCCAAGGAGCUCCUGAGAAAGCUGUACCUUUGCUUCCAAGACUGAUUCCUGUGCUAAAGGCAGCUCUGGUCCACAUGGAUGAUGAAGUGUUUGCAAGAGGACUGAAUGCUCUCGUGCAGCUGAGUGUAGUCGUUGGUCCUUCUCUAAAUGACCAUCUGAAACAUCUGCUUACAAGUCUUUCCAAGAGACUGAGGGAUAAGAAAUUCAAAGAGCCAAUCACCAGUGCAUUACAGAAGCUAGAACAGCAUGGUGGAAAUGGAAGCCUUAUCAUCAUCAAAUCUAAAAUUCCAACAUAUUGCUCCAUAUGCUGUUGAAGAAGGGAGCCCACA
Messenger RNA from Lontra canadensis (Northern American river otter), 904 nucleotides. RefSeq names its product parkin coregulated like (gene PACRGL). NCBI's taxonomy places the organism in Eukaryota, Metazoa, Chordata, Mammalia, Carnivora, Mustelidae. The record is from RefSeq and is a predicted model, not a curated record. The coding region runs from base 53 to 889 and encodes 278 amino acids. The transcript is spliced from 11 exons.